Molecule: messenger RNA, 732 nt
Organism: Loa loa (African eye worm)
Lineage: Eukaryota; Metazoa; Nematoda; Chromadorea; Rhabditida; Onchocercidae
Exons: 4
Coding region: 39-527 (162 amino acids)
Cellular component (GO): mitochondrial inner membrane
Source: RefSeq, a predicted model, not a curated record
UCAUAUUUUCAGUGUAUGCUAUGCAUCAUAGUUGAACGAUGUUGUUGGUACGUGCUGCUCGAUGUUCGAGAAUUUUGCUGCCGAUAGGGAAGCUUGCAUCUUUGUGUCAUACACCUUCAAUCUUGCCGUCUAAUGGUAUUGUGAGAACAAAGUGGUUGUGGGGAAAGGAUGCAGAAGGUCCAGAAAUAGCUGUUGGCGCGAAAAGUGGAGCAGACGAUGACCCGAUUACAAAUACGACGGAUAAACCAUAUCUUGGUGAACCGGAUGACCCACCAUUACAGAUGUGGUAUUAUCGAGAAGCACCACCUCAAAGCACUACACGAUUGGAAAACUUGAUGCUUACCUUAACAAGUUCUUUGCUGUGGGGCUGGUUUGUAUAUCAUUUAUAUUACAAUUACGGAGAACUUAUCGGUGAAUAUUAUAUUCCUGCUCCAGAAGAAUUUUCGGAUGAAGAACUUGGAAUCCCACCGGACGAUGCACCGGACCCAGAGUACUGGGGUGAUCAUCCAUUGUCUAGAGGCAUGUAAUUAAUGUUAUAUUGUAAAAAAUGCUUUUUUGCGCAUUUUACUCGUAAUUCAAGAUUUCCCUUGAUAGGUUUUUAAAGUAAGUGUUUGAUUGCUCUCAUUACAGAACCACUAAGCAGUAUGUAGCCCUUAUUUCUGUUUAGUAAAAUUUAUCUUCUUAGUUUAAACUGUGUGUAGCCCUUAUUUCUAUUUAAUAAAAUUUAUCACC